This is a messenger RNA of Phlebotomus argentipes, 4402 nucleotides long. RefSeq names its product protein artichoke (gene atk). The record is from RefSeq and is a predicted model, not a curated record. The transcript is spliced from 3 exons. Bases 1 to 4338 code for a protein of 1445 amino acids. Lineage: Eukaryota; Metazoa; Arthropoda; Insecta; Diptera; Psychodidae. Gene Ontology annotation, molecular function: protein binding.
AUGCUAACAAUGUUCUUUGUGACUCUGGCACUGCUGGCCACAAGUGUGGCCAUCACUGGCGCCCAGCGAGACACUUACUGCCCUCCUCAGGAGAUCAUUCUGCCCUGCCGUUGCUCCCAGCGAGGGGAUGAAGUGCAAAUAUGGUGCUCUCAUUCGGAUCUGCCGCGCGUUCUCACGGGCAUCAAAUCCGUGGCCAAGAUGAUGAAUCAUCGACAGAUCGACGAGCUGAUUCUAGAGAACAAUCUGCUGCCAUCCUUCCCAGGCAGGGCUUUCUCGCCGCUGCGCGUCUUGCGGCUGAUGCUGCGCCACAACGGCCUGGAGCGCCUCUCCAGUGGCUGGCUGAACGAUCUGGAGGACAGUCUCGUGGAGGUGUUCAUUGUGGAGAGGAAUCUCCGCAGUGUCCCCAUCGACAGCCUCGUGGGCCUGCGGAAGCUCGAGGCGGUGACCAUUCAGAGUGAGAGUCUGAAGAGAGCUCCAGACUUCUCGAAUCUCCCGCGACUGCGCUAUGUGAACAUCCAGAGCGCUUCUCUCAUCGAACUGUCGCCGAUGGGCUUCCGACAGCUGAUAAAUCUCGACACGGUGAUCAUCACAGGCAGUGGGAAGCUCAAUCGCCUGGAGGCGGGAUUGUUCCACGAUCUUCCCCGCCUGAAGACCAUCGAUGUGUCGAAUAAUGGCAUCAACUGGAUUCAUCUGAGAGCCCUCGCCCGAUUGCCACAGCUGAAAGUGCUUCAGCUGAGCGGGAAUAGGAUCACAGAUGCCGGAAUGGUGGGCAGAGCGAUUAAGGAUCUGAGCAAUCUCGAGGUGCUGAAGCUGGACUCCAAUAGAAUCACGACAUUGGGCGAAGGAAGCUUCGUGGAUUUGCCAUCGCUCAAGGAAUUGCAUCUCAACAGCAAUGCCAUCACGGAAAUCCACCACGGAGCCUUUCAUCGAACGCCCAAUCUCAAGAUUGUCCAUCUUGAGAGCAAUUACUUGCGCCGCGUUCAUCCCGAAUCCUUCCUGCAGGCCUCAGGCAGUGGCGUUGAAUUGCUGCACUUGCAGGAGAAUGAAAUAGGCCGGAUAGAGGAGCUGAGAUCGCUUCUGGACGCUCUUCCGCGGCUGAAGUUCCUAGAUCUCAGUCACAAUAAGCUGGAGGUGAUCCCAUUUGGGGCACUUCGUGGUCACGGAACUCUGGAGCAAUUGUACCUGGACAACAACAUGAUCAGGAUGAUUGACAGGGACGCGUUCAUGGCAAUGCCAGGACUUCGUGAGCUGCGACUCAAGAACAACUCCUUAUCGGACAUUUUGCCAAUGCCUUUCUGGAAUUUGCCAGGCCUGAAGGGUCUGGAUCUGUCUGAGAAUCAUUUCCAGAAAAUAGAGCCACAAUUGUUGCUGGGAUUGCCAUCUCUCAGACGCCUGGAUAUGUCCAGAAACACCUUGAUUGACAUCAAUCCGGCGGCUUUCAUGAGAACGCCAAUGCUGGAGACGAUUGAUCUGUCCGGGAAUGGAAUUUCUGCCCUCCAUCCGGCGACUUUGAGGAAUCUCGAUCGCUUAUUCGAGAUUGAUAUCAGUGAUAAUCACCUUCAGGAGAUUAUUCCUGGCCUCCCACACGCAGUGGAGCACAUCACAGUGCGCAAUAACAAGAUUGCGAAUCUGGGACAAGGACAAACACUCCAUUUGCCCAAUGCGAGGAUGCUGGACCUGAGCGGGAAUAUGCUCCAGAGAUUGCCCAGAGGAACAUUCCAGCAGAUGCCACAGCUGAAGUCACUAAAUCUAGCGCAGAAUGGAAUUCUGGGACUCGAUGAUGAUAGCCUGGCGGGACUGAUGAGGCUUGAGAUGCUGGAUUUGAAAGACAAUCGCAUCGUUCAUCUGCACGAGAAGAGUCUGGCCACAAUUCCCACUCUAGUUGAUCUGAAUCUGCAGAACAAUCGCCUGGAGGAGAUCAACAGUCAAUUGCUGGUGAAUCUGCCACAGCUGAAGAGACUGGAUUUGUCCAGAAACAGCAUUUCACUGAUUCCACCCGAGACUUUCCGGCACACGCGAUCAAUUGAGGCGCUCGAUCUCUCCAGUAACAACAUGAGAGAACUUCCGCCGAGUCUCGCGGGAUUGUCUGAAUUGCGGGAAAUUGACUUGAGCUACAAUAAUCUCGCGGAAUUGCCUCCGGAUAUUGUGACAGCGUGGCGGAGUCUGGAGGAAUUGAGGGCAGCUAGCAAUAAGGUCACAGAAUUACGGAGCGGUUCCUUCAGGAAUCUGCCCAUGCUGCAGUAUCUCGAUGUGUCCAGCAAUGAGAUGCGCAGCAUGCAAUUGGGUGCCAUCAGGAAUCUCCCGGAGCUGCAGGAACUCGUCCUGGCGGAUAAUCACCUGCAGGAUUUGCCUGAGAGGGUGUUUGAGAAUCUCCCCAGUCUCCAAGCUGUUCAUCUGCAGCAGAACUUCCUCUCAACAAUCGCGCCAAGCAGCUUCUAUCGCACCCCUUCGAUUGUCUACUUGAAUCUCUCCACGAACAACUUCCGGGAUCUGGAGCAGACGGGAUUGAGGAGUGUGCGGAGUCUCGAAGUGCUGGAUUUGUCCAACAAUGGCAUCCGCAGAGUGUCUUCCUCACCACUGAGGCAGCUGGAUUGGCUUGUGGAGAUUAAUCUGGACAACAAUCGCAUCUGCAGAGUUCAGGGCGAACCCUUCGCCUCGAUGCCUCGCCUCCGGGUGCUGAGCUUGAGGAACAAUCGCAUGACUUCCAUGCCAGAGUCCACAUUCAGGAAUCUGCGAACUAACAUUGCCAUUCUCGAUCUCGAUGGCAAUCCGCUGGACUGCUCUUGCGGUCUGAUGUGGUACCGCUCGUGGUUGCUGGAGAACGAUUUGCAACUGCCUGGACCGCGCUGUCGAGACGGGUCAAUGCUGCGCGACAUCCGACUGAGUCGGUCAGAUUGCCAGGAUCUGGACUCACGCAACAGUCAGCUAAGUCUACCGUUGACCAAUGAGCACGGAGACAUCUUCGCCAGGCAAAUCGACGAGGGGCCUUGCGAGGAAGUCCCCUACGGGGAGUACCAGGGAAAUCUGCCUCCAUCUCCCGAAGAGAGCGACUACUUCGAAAAGUACGUGGACUAUCCGCUCAAUGAGACGCAUCCUCUGUUGAACACCUCAUCAGCUCCACCCUUAAACCUCUCGCACACUAUCCUCAACAUGAAUCCCGACAAUCUCAGGCCUCCGCCACCGCCUCCUGGUCCCGGCGCCGCCUUCACCUUCUUCGGCAUGCCACUGACAACCCUCGGACUGGGGCGCUUGUGGGGCCAGAGUCGUGGCAACACCGAGAGAUCAGACAAUGUGGGAUCACGAGGACGUGGCCGAGUACAAGUAUACCGGCCAGAUGAUCCUGAGCUGCUGAAGCUUCUGGGGAAAACCGCCAAGAAGCCUCCGCUGCCGGAUCCUGGAGCACCAGUGGCCAAGGAGAGUCCUCAGUUCUACCGACCCUACUUCCAGACACCCUUUCACGAGCCCGCUCAAGUGCAGACGGGCGGAUUUGUGCCCAUGCUGCCAGGAGUUGCAGGCGGAUUCAAACCCAUCAGCGAUCCUUUCAACGCCACAAAUUCCACAAGUAUCGAAGGAAAGAACUCCACGAGCGAGUCUUCCUGGCCAGAGGAUUUCCACGAGGAAGUGCCUCUGGUCACGGAAUCACCCAGAAGGGUUAUUGUGAAGGGACAGCCCGUGAAGAGGGGUCCAAUCCUCGUGGAAGCUGACACAGGAGAAACUUCAACUGGAGUCCACGACGAAGUGACCCGAACGGAGACACUUUCAGAGCCACCAGUGCCGACAACCACACUCUCUCCCGUCCAAGACGUCAUUUCCGAUCUCAAUGAUAUCUCGCGACAUGAGGAACUGGAUGUUCCUGUCCCCGAAGAUGCUGCUUCAACCUAUCCUCGCCCUCAGGACUUCACUAAAGAGCACAAAUUCUGGGAGAAUCCCCCAGACACGGCCAGCUCCUUGUCCGCCCUCGUGGCGCCGGGAGCGCAGCAAGGAGUCUUCAAGGGCCCACCUGGAAAGUCCACAAUCACGAAAGUCUUCACGCCAGCGCCGAUCGCUGUGCAGAAUCUGCCCGCCACCGAAGAGUACUUGCACAGUCAGGGACAGGACAAUGAGGUGGACUCCAAUGACUUCGUCACGAGCACUUCCGUGGUGGAGCCUCACAUUCUCGACCCCAAGAGCCGCUCUGACAUGGAUUGGUACUACAGGAGCUACAAUCAGACGCCCACGAGCCGAGAUUACGACUUCAAUCUCGAGAAUGUGCGACGAAAUUCCGCCCAGAAGAUCCGGAGAGACGCUCUGGCACUGAUCACUGUGGCGACAGUGCACAUCCUGCGGAGGCUCAUGUAAAUACAACGUGUUGUAGAUUUGAGAUUGUACAUAAGGAGGAUUGAGCAGGAAAUAAAUGUACCAA